CUUUCCUUCUCAUCCUUUUUUCUUCUUCUCCUUCCUGUGUCCCCCUUUGAAUAAGAAAAGAGGAAGGUUCGUAUAUCCCCGCGACAUCUGUGCCGAAAGGAUUGCGGAGUCGGACCCGUGAUUUUCAUUUCAAUAUUCAACGUUUUUCUUCGUCUCACCCUCUUUUCAACUCACUCAAUCAUUAUGGCAAACAUAUCUGAGAAAAUCCGUACUGGAGAUGAGGCUCUCGAUGCAAACACUAGCAAAGUUACUUCUCAACCUACCACUGAAAGAAAUGAGAGGGAAGAGAUUUUUCAGGAUGGGGCUGGUGCUCCCCAGCUUCAUGAUCUUUUCCAACUGACCGUUAAACUCCCGCACCACCCAAAUAGCAUGCAAAUAAUGGUAUCAACCUCGGAACAAGUACAGGAUAUCCGUCAGUCAAUCAUUGAGUUACCAGACACUUUCCAAUACACAUGCUUUCACCUUGAGCACAACGGUACUCGGAUUAGCGACUUUGUUGAGCUAUCAGACGUUCCGGGAAUCACACCCGACUCUGAACUGAUUCUGGUGGAGGACCCAUAUACAGAGAAGGAUGCUAGAUUGCAUUUAUUACGAGUACGGGAGUUGAUUGGUGCUGCCGGGCCUCGUAUAGAUCUUGUCAAUGGAAUCAGUGCUGGUCUGUGUUUGUUUGACGGAAUUGGGGUCGAGAACAGAGAUGAUUCUAAGAAGCCAAUCACAGAGGAACCACAACCUAUGGCUGGCUUUGAUUUUAACGCACCGGCUUCGCUGGAUCAAUUCCUUCCAAAAUUUCCGGUUCAUCCAGCGCCAAAGUGUGUCAAAAGCAUCGCCCUAUCACCCUGGAACCCCCCACCGCACCACCUCCGUCAGAGAGGACACUUGAUUUAUAUUCAGGUUACUACACUUGAGGGCGAACAAUUCCACAUCACUUCACAUGUAUCUGGGUUCUACGUCAACCGGUCUAGCAGUAACAAAUUUGACCCUGCGCCUAAACUCGCGCCCAAGGAUUUCUCUGCACACUCGCUAAUCGCCCUCUUGGGAUUAAUUUCCCCAUCCUUCAAUAAGGAAUUCCAUGCGUUGCAAGAAUGGAAUGCUAAGAAAGAAGCUUUGGUCACUUUUGCGCCCACAAAUGCUAUUCCGGCAGCACCCUGGUUGGUUCCAGGGCCAGAUACUAAAUAUUAUAAUCACCAGUCUGACGUGGCCCGCCCUCAAGAAACCUAUUUGAUCGCUGGAACAGAGAAUGUUGAUUCUCUCCGCGAUUUCAAUGAGGAGUUCCAAUCUACCCGGGAACUUCCGAGGGAGACUGUACAGGAGCGUGUGUUCCGCGAGAGACUUCUAUCCAAGCUGUUCGCCGAUUACACUGACGCUGCCGUUCGUGGGGUUGUUCUGAUUGCUAAGGGUGAAGUAGCUCCGCUAAAUCCUACUGAAGGAAGAGAUGCGCAGAUUUAUGUCUACAAUAACAUUUUCUUCUCGUACGGCGCAGAUGGUGUCGGAACAUUUUCUAGCGAGGGUGGCGACGAGGCUGCUCGAGUGGCUACUGGAAAGGAUGUUAUGGGUGUCAAGUAUGUUAACGGAUUGGAUAUUCCGGGGCUGUCCACACCUGGAACUGUCGUUGUAGAUUACCUCGGAAGAAGGUUGGUGGCUCAGAGUAUCGUGCCGGGAAUAUUCAGGCCACGAGAAGAGGGCCAGAGUCAGAUUGAUUAUGGUGGUGUCGAAGGCAAGGACGUUGUUGCUACCACUGAAUCGUUUGUUCCGCUCUUUGAGAUAAUGAGCCGAGCCAUGAGGGUUAAGAAGCAUAACGUCUGGGACAAGGAGGGAAAGAAGCAUGAACUCGUAGCCUCUGUGGAAACUAAGGGUUUGCUUGGAACUGAUGGGAGGAAGUACGUUUUGGACCUAUACAGAACUACGCCUUUGGAUGUGGACUUUUUGGAGAAACAUUGGAAGGGGACUGAAGGUGAGGAGUCGGAGAAAGGGUAUCCUCAUAGGAUGGCUGUUCUUAGGCCAGAACUUGUAGAGAGCUUUUGGAAGACCAAGAUGCGGGAAUAUGUUUCUGCUGAAAUGGAAAAGCGAAAGGUGGCCAAGGGGGAGGACCAGAAGAAGUCUGAUGAGGCGAAGGCCUAUGCUGGGGAGGAGGGCGAGGCCAAGGGUGAAGCCACUGAGAAGUUCGAGGAAGAUGUCCAAGAGAAGAAGCUUGAGGAACCAGUCAACAGUAUUGACAUUUCUAGCUUUGAAUUCUCACUGAAUCCUGAUGUUCUCUCCGGUCAAAAACCGGAAACAGAGGAGGAAAAGGUGCAAAUGGAGAAAGACGAGAAAGAUGUCAGAGAUGCUUGCAAUUUCCUGUUAACAACGGCAAUACCAAGAUUGAUUUCUGAUUUAGCCGAAGGCGAGGUCGGAUCACCCAUGGACGGCCAUUCUCUCUCCUGUCUCAUGCACAAGCGAGGUGUCAAUGUUCGCUAUCUUGGAGUGAUUGCCUCUUUGGCAGAUGAGGAAGGGACCAAAUUAGGCUCCAUCAAGACCCUUGCAAUUCAAGAGAUGGUUUCUAGGGCGUGUAAGCAUAUUUUGAAUGCCAUGCUCCGUGGUCUCCCCGGCCCGUUGGUCCCUUUUUGUGUUUCGCAUUUCCUUAACUGCCUCCUGGGAGCCGAGCACAACCCUAACCCAAAGGUUAUCCCUGAUGAAGGUCUCUGGAAGCUGUAUCAUGAUGCCGACUUUGGCUUCGAGAAAUUAACCAUUGAGGGUCUCCGAGCGAGUAUUGAAAAGGAGGUCAGCAAGAGGUAUCGGUACAGCCUUCAAGAAGAUUGGAUUAGCGGCAUCAAACAUCUUCAAAUGCUUCGAGAGAUUGCUCUCAAGUUUGGUCUCCAAAUGAAAAUCAAGAAUUAUGAAUUUGGCGCUCCCAAACCCACAUCAGUGGCUGCAAAGGUCAAUAGUGAGGCAUCGCCAUCUACUAAUGGAAAUUCAAAGGGCAGGUCGAGCAGCAAGAAGAAGUCGCCCGUGACAUCGAUACAUGAGGCGCCUAUUCCCAAGCGCCCCUCGAUAACAUUCGAUCCCGAGGAUAUUAUGAACGUGGUACCAGUUGUCAAGGAUUCAUCUUCUAAGAGUCUGUUGGCUGAGGAGGCACUCGAGGCUGGCCGGAUGUCGCUCAUUCAAGAUCAUAAGGAAAUGGGGCAAGAACUCCUUCUCGAAUCUCUUUCGCUGCACGAGCAAAUCUACGGUGUCUUGCAUCCCGAAGUAGCUCGCGUUUACAAUACGCUUUCCAUGCUGUAUUACCAACUAGAGGAGAAGACUGCUGCCGUAGAAUUAGCCAGAAAAGCGGUAAUUGUAUCGGAGAGGACAUUGGGAAUUGAUUCUGCCGAGACGCUACUCAACUACCUCAACUUGGGACUCUUUGAGCACGCGAACGGAAAUACCAAGACAGCACUUGCUUACAUCAAGCAUGCACUCGGUUUCUGGAGGAUUAUAUACGGCCAGGCACACCCAGAUUCGGUCACGACAAUGAACAACGUUGCCGUAAUGCUUCAAGCACUGAAGCAUUACACCGACUCCCGGAAGUGGUUUGAGGCAUCCUUGGCGGUUUGCGAAUCUAUUUUCGGGAAGCAAUCUCCGCAUACGGCCACUCUCUACUUUCAGCUUGCGCAGGCUCUUGCCCUCGACCAUGAUUCCAAGGGAGCUGUCAAUAGGAUGCGCGAUGCCUACAACGUCUUCCACGCCAAGCUCGGGCCGAACGACCGCAACACUAAAGAAGCCGAGAGCUGGCUCGAUCAGCUCACUCAGAACGCCGUGAUCCUUGCGAAGCAGGCAAAGGACAUCCAGGAGCGUAAGAAACGGGGAUUCCCCAUGACACCACACGUAACUAUGUCAACUCGUCCGCAGCCCCAGGUUGGUCAAGGAUCCGUCGCUCCCCACGGAGUAGCUGGAUCGGCGACCUCCGCGUCUGGGUUGGGGAGAAUGGACCCUCGGAGCAUCGACGAGCUCAUGAAAUUCAUCGAAGGCAGCAGCGAACCGGUAGCCCCGAAGAAGAAACCUACAAGAACUAACCCCAAGAGGCGCGGAGGUGCUGCUGGCCCCGGGCCCAAGAAAUAGAAGGGCAGGUGGAAAAUCGUUGAAUGCUGUGUUAGGGGAUUACAGUACCGGUAGAGGACGAAAGUUUGUUUUAUUAAAUGUGGGUUCUGAAUUCUUUCCAGUAAAGUUUUUUUUGCGCCUCACUGUGGAUCCAAUAAUUCUUAUUUAUUACUAUCCGCUUGCCUUGUCCAUUCCCAUCUUGGUUUCGUUCUCGGCGAUGUUCCAGCGAUCAGCAGCCGGCAACAAAAAAAGCAUUUUCUCUCUCUCACUCCUGUUUUUCGUUGUGUGUGGGUGCUGUGUAUAGGCUUUUCCUUAUUUUAUCCUCGGCAUGACGGGAAGGUUGGCUAAGACAGACCGGAACAUUGUUGGUGAAUUGAGUUGGGCCUGAUAAAAGAAAAAAGAGGGGAGGGGGGGAAGGUUUACACAAAAGUUCACUCGAUUUGGGUCUGUUUGUUUCGUGAUAUUUGUAUUUUUUUCCUCUGGGUUAUCAUUCUUUCAGUCUUCCUUUGGGCCCUUUCUUUCGGCGGUCUCUCCUCGUAGCGCACUGUAAAUAUUAUCUUCCUUCCUCCUCAUUUUUCUUGGACUGUACAGUACUCUAGUGAGCAUCAUCUCUUCUCCGUCUUUAA
This is a messenger RNA of Tuber melanosporum (Perigord truffle), 4679 nucleotides long. RefSeq lists its product as uncharacterized. Gene Ontology annotation, molecular function: protein binding; mRNA binding. Gene Ontology annotation, cellular component: cytoplasm. The record is from RefSeq and is a predicted model, not a curated record. Gene Ontology annotation, biological process: intracellular distribution of mitochondria. Bases 184 to 4074 code for a protein of 1296 amino acids. NCBI's taxonomy places the organism in Eukaryota, Fungi, Ascomycota, Pezizomycetes, Pezizales, Tuberaceae. The transcript has 7 exons.